UCUCUCUCUCUCCCUCUCUCUUUCUCUCUCUCUCGCUCUCUCUCUCUCUCUCUCUCUCUCUCUCUCUCUCUCUCUCUCUCUCUCUCUCUCUCUCUCUCUAUAUAUAUAUAUAUAUAUGGGAUUAUCGAUCACUUAUUGGGAAUCUUGUAGAAGAAGCUGGUUAUUAUACGUAAAUCAAGAAGAAUGGAGGGUCUUGUCCUGUGCUCUGCAAACUACAUACCUUUGACACCUAUAAGCUUCUUAGAGCGAGCAGCCACCAUCUAUGGUGAUAAGGUUUCCAUGGUUUAUGGUGCUUGGAAAACUUCAUGGAAAGAAACACAUGAAAGAUGCAUCAAGCUUGCUUCUACUUUGGUCCACUUGGGGAUCUCUCCUGGUGAUAUUGUUACAGCUUUUGCGCCAAACAUUCCAGCAGUCUAUGAGCUGCAUUUUGGCAUUCCAAUGGCCGGGGCAAUUCUCUCUGCACUAAACACCAGAUUGGAUGCAACCAUGCUAGCAUUGUUAUUGGAACAAUUGGAGGCCAAAAUCAUUUUUGUAUACCAUGAGUUCAUUGAAGUUGUUCACGAAGCACUAAACAUUGUUUCCCAGAGAAGCAGAACAUCAUAUUAUGUUAGCAAGCCACCCCAACUUGUUGUAAUAGCAGAGUUUGAUCAAACACUUAAAAACACCCCAGCUGGUAGCCUGGAUUACAAUGGCCUUAUUGCAAUGGGAAAAGCAGAUUUUGAGCCUAUACGACCACACAAUGAAUGUGAUCCUAUUUCAGUGAAUUACACUUCUGGCUCAACAGGAAUUCCCAAAGGAGCAAUAUACAGCCACAGAGCUGCCUAUCUGAAUUCACUAGCAACAAUCUUCCACUGUGAUAUGAGACAAAUGCCGGUGUUUCUAUGGACCGUCGACAUGUUUCGCUGCAACGGAUGGUGCUUCGCUUGGGCAGUGGCGGCUCUUGGUGGCACCAAUAUCUUUCUUGGCACUGAUCUCUCAGCAAAACUUAUAUUUAACGCAAUUUUAACUCACAAGGUAACUCACUUGUGUGGUGCACCCGCCAUUUUGAAAAUAAUCGCGGAUGCACCAACAAGUGACUGGUGGCCAAUACCGUCCACGGUGGACAUCAUUGUUGCGGGCACAUUACCGGCAGCCCAAGUCCUCAAGAAGGUUACCGAGCUAGGGUUUAACGUGAGCCAUGGAUAUGGUAUGACAGAGGCUCUUGGCCCAGCCAUUGUUGAACCUUUGCAAUACUCUUCAACCAUCGAUGAACAGACAAAAACAAUAAAACGCCGUGAAGGGAUCCACAACCUUAUAAUGGAUGGCGUGGACGUAAAAGAUCCCAACACCAUGAAGAGCAUAGCCUGUGACGGGAAAACAGUCGGCGAGGUGAUGUUCAAGGGAAAUACGAUGAUGUUGGGGUACCUUAAAAACACAAAAGCAACACAAGAAGCUUUCAAAGGUGGGUGGUAUCGAACCGGGGAUCUUGCAAUAAGACACGUAGAUGGUUGUAUACAAAUGAAAGAUCGUGCGAAGGAUAUUAUCAAUUCUUCUGGGGGAGAAGUUAUUAGCACGCUGGAGGUGGAGGCGGUGCUGCUUAGCCAUCCGAAGGUGAUGGAGGCUGCAGUUGUUGGGAGAGUGGGUGAUGAUAACGUGGGAGAGACGCCAUGUGCGUUUGUGAAGUUGAAGGAGGAGGGUUGCAGUGCAUGCAUGGCGAAGGAGAUUAUUGAGUUUUGUGGAGAUCGAUUGCCAAAUUAUAUGGUUCCUCAUAGUGUUGUUUUUGGGGAUUUGCCAAUCAAUUCAACUGGGAAGAUACAGAAAUUUGUUCUCAGGGAGAAGAUCAACGCUAUGGCUAUAGCUAAUUAACAAUUGUUAAUGCAGAAAUGGCAGCUUAAUUACGUUUA
This is a messenger RNA of Corylus avellana, 1883 nucleotides long. Its product is annotated as butanoate--CoA ligase AAE1-like. NCBI's taxonomy places the organism in Eukaryota, Viridiplantae, Streptophyta, Magnoliopsida, Fagales, Betulaceae. The record is from RefSeq and is a predicted model, not a curated record.